Pseudoliparis swirei is the source of this 1245-nucleotide messenger RNA. RefSeq names its product VPS37D subunit of ESCRT-I (gene vps37d). Gene Ontology annotation, biological process: protein targeting to membrane; protein targeting to vacuole; ubiquitin-dependent protein catabolic process via the multivesicular body sorting pathway. NCBI's taxonomy places the organism in Eukaryota, Metazoa, Chordata, Actinopteri, Perciformes, Liparidae. Gene Ontology annotation, cellular component: ESCRT I complex. The transcript has 4 exons. The coding region runs from base 153 to 1091 and encodes 312 amino acids. The record is from RefSeq and is a predicted model, not a curated record.
UUUUGAAGGCGCCCACCGGAAGUGUCGCGAGACAGUCGGUUGGCGCGGCUGCAUGCGCGCGGCUCGCAUUCCGACGGGAGCGCGAUGUGACCGCGGCGUCUCUCCUGAACCCGCGAAGCGAUUCAGACGGAAUACCGACUCGAAUCACGGAGAUGUCCACCGGGAAGGAGUCGAGCGCGUGCCCGGACGGCUACCGGGCUCUGAGCGAGAGCGAGCUGCGCGAGCUUCUCCACCGCGACGACAAAAUGGACCAAAUCCUCCGGCUGAAUGAGAAGCUCCAGCAGCUCCGGGUGGAGCGGGAGGCGCUGCAGACCUCCAACCGGAGGCUGGCGGAGCACAGCCUGGCCCGGAGGCCCCGCCUCUGCAGCGGCAAGCUGCAACUGGCGGUGAAAUACCGGGAGCUGUCCAACCUGGCAACCACGUGCCGGGAGAAACAGAGCCAGCUCGGAGCUGGAGUCCAGCAGCAGAACCUGCAGACGGCUCAGAACCUCCUGCAGGAGGAGGUGGACACUGCUGAGGAGCGUUCAGAGGAGCUGCUGGAGGCAUUCAUGGAGGGGACCGUGAGCCUGGACCGCUUCCUGGACCGCUUCCAGAGCUGCAGGAGGACCUGCCACGCCCGGCGGGCGCAGGCCGAGAAGAUGCAGGAGGCGGCGCGGGCCGAGAGGCCGGGCGGGGGUCUGAAGAGGGACCCGGACACGCCUCGGGACCCCCAGAGGGACUCGGACCCCCAGAGGGACCCCCAGAGGGACCCCCACAGGGACUCGGACCCCCACAGGCCCAACGGCUUCGUGGCUCAGGGGCCCCUCCGGGUGUUCCAGGUCCGCUACGGCCUCACGCCCGCCAUCCUCCUCCCCCAUUACCCCGUGGCUCCGCCCUCCUCGGCGCCGAGCCACCGCAGCUGCACCGCGCCGCCCGAGCCGGGUCAGACCCACAUCCUCAGCACCGGCAGCCCGAUGCCGGGUCACGGCCCGCCCGUCGGCCUCCGGGUCAUCGGACAGAUACCGGGCGGCUGGCCGGGGAACGGGCGACCGGUCAGAGUCCAGCAGCUUUACAGGCCCAACCCACAACAACCAGAACCACCGUACCGAUGAGGAGGAGGAGGAGGAGGAGGAGGAGGAGGAGCCAGUGUGACAGGUCUUCUGAGACACGGAAGCAAACUUUCACACGUCAGCUGAGAGACUGAGAGAGCAGACCACAGACACACACACACACACACACACACACACACACACACACACACACAGA